Toxoplasma gondii ME49 is the source of this 1830-nucleotide messenger RNA. Its product is annotated as translation initiation factor 3 subunit. Gene Ontology annotation, cellular component: eukaryotic translation initiation factor 3 complex; cytoplasm. The coding region runs from base 636 to 1469 and encodes 277 amino acids. Gene Ontology annotation, molecular function: translation initiation factor activity; RNA binding. Lineage: Eukaryota; Apicomplexa; Conoidasida; Eucoccidiorida; Sarcocystidae. The transcript has 9 exons. The record is from RefSeq and is a predicted model, not a curated record.
CUUCAACUUUGCGCGCGCUGCGAAAAGAUCCGCGAGAAGAUCUGUCGCUGUCGGAAACCCCAAGCGGUCGGGGACUCGGGGGGGUGUCGUGCAUGCGUUUGUCCGGCGAACCGAGGCCUCGCGUAUAUCCUCGCGCUUUUUCACCGCACACCCGGGAGAAAAGCGGGGAGAAGGCAAAUUCUCUCUGAAGGAAUGCCCUCACUCGCACGCUUCUCUGGCAACGGCAGACAAACGGAGACAGUGCAGAAUCGCUUCGUGGCGGGCGGACUGAUUUUCUGGCUUCCUUUCUGCUUCGAAAGCUCGCGCAAAAGAGCGACGCCUGCUGUGUGGGGGGCGCCUGGUGUGACGUCUGGGACCUUCUCGUCUGUUUCUGCCUAAGAAGAGAAGCAUUUUCUUCUCCAUAUAUCCGUCAGACAUUUUCCUCUUCCUUCUCCGUUCUCCGCGGCCUCCUUCCACUGCGUCUUCAUCCCUCUUACCGCGCGCCUCUCCCUGUCUCGCCGACCCUCAAGUUUCCUUCGCUGCUUCGUCCCUCUCUGGAAAAGGCAAAAAGCUGUUUGCGGCCGUCUUCUACGCAGGUGCCUUCUUCGUCGUCCACGGAAGCUGAAUUCCCUCGCUUCUCUUCAAUUGUCUUCAAAAUGGCGGCAGAACGCAAGUGGGCGGACUUCGAGCUCGACGACGACUACGAGCUCGGCGACUUGGUCAAUACUGCGACCGGCUUCGAGACGAAGCCGGACGAAGAAGGCGUCAAGACCGUCACAACCUACACCCAGACUCUGCGCGGCGAAACUCUCAAGGUCACCAAGAGAAUCAAAGUCAUCCGCAAAUGCCAGCGAAUCAACAAGGAUGUCUACGCGAGGAAGAACAUUGUUCCCUUCGGCCUCGACGCAGCGGACGGGGACCCUUCCCUGAGCGCCACAACCGUCCGAUCUCACGAAGAAAUCAUCAUCGAGGUCCCGCGCAGCAGCAAGCAACGCAAGUUCAAGGAGGAAGAGGAAGAAGAUGACUUCUACAUGGGAGACCUGAAUCCGUCGAAGACUUCCCGCGACUUGCGCCAAAAAUUCCGUGCUCUCAGAGAAGACGACGAGGCGGGCGCGGCUGGCGGCGACGGCGAUGAGGAGACAGGCUUGCGUUCGGCCGGUGCUGGCAAGUACAUCCCGCGCGCGCGGCGGGAGGGAGAGACCUUGAAGGACGUGGAAAACAGACGCCGCGAAGAGUGCACCAUCCGAGUCACGAACUUGAGCGAAGACGUCAAGGACGAAGACCUCACAGAGUUGUUUGGAAAGAUCGGCAAAAUCGAUCGCAUCUACCUCGCGAAACACAAGGAGAAGAAGUGCAGCAAAGGCUUUGCGUUUAUCACCUACCAGCGAAGAGAAGACGCGGUGCGGGCAAUUCGACAACUCAACCGUCACGGCUACGACAACUUGCUCCUCAACGUCGAGUGGGCCAAGCCGUCGAACAGGGACCGAUAGAGGCAAGAGGUUCCUGUGCAUGCGCGCUGCUGAGGAAACGGCGAGAGUGGCCUGGCGACGGCGUCUCGCGCUUCGCUUUUUUCGAGACUCACUCUGGCAUGAACAGGAGAAGGAAGCGAGAACUGGAGUUCUCAAAGCGCUUUCGCGCUCGAUCUGCCUCUGUCUCUCGAAACACCGAGUGCGACGAGGUGUGGGGUGUCUGUACAGCCGAGAAACUUCCUUUGGAGUGUCGAAGACUGCCACGCGGUUUCUGUCUCAAAAUCGUUACUUUCUCUCUGUGCAUUGAACUCAUGGCUCUCGUGUAGAGACACCCGGUGCGUACGACCUGCGCGAUCUACAUAGUCAAGUUCUGUUUUCGAAG